Platichthys flesus (European flounder) is the source of this 2801-nucleotide messenger RNA. RefSeq names its product transmembrane protein 8B (gene tmem8b). The transcript is spliced from 13 exons. Bases 7 to 2427 code for a protein of 806 amino acids. The record is from RefSeq and is a predicted model, not a curated record. Gene Ontology annotation, cellular component: plasma membrane. Lineage: Eukaryota; Metazoa; Chordata; Actinopteri; Pleuronectiformes; Pleuronectidae.
CCGACCAUGUGGCCGCCGGAGCGUCUCGGCUCGGGACGCAGCCCUCCGCGGCUCCUCUGGCUGCUCUGGCUGCUCUACUCCGCUCUCUGCGCGCUCGGAGAUUGCCUUUUUGUGACCGAAUACUUCACCCGAACGCCUCGGAAACUGAAUUCGUUCAACUCGUUCGCCAGCGUGGAACUGUUUCACUUCAAUGUGCCUGACGACACCAUGAUGGCCGUAUGGAACCUCAUCACCUUCAAGGAGCAGGGGGGCACGUUCGGAGACAGCUGCCCGAACCGCAACGUGACCGUGUACUUCAGGUCCGGCGCUCCGCCAGUAAUCAACCCCCUGUACACCAGCUUCCCGCGGGACACCGUCGUCCCAGGAUCCUUCGCUGUGACUCUGACCUGGACCCUCCCGAACCGCACCACAGGAGCGUUCAACGUGACCAGCCCGCUCCCCGGGGACUGGUUCCUCGCGGCGCAUUUACCCAAGGAUGAAGGCAAGAUCUCAGUCAAGGGGCUCUCUGAAGAAUGCCAGUAUCUGUUCCAACCUCAGCUCAUCGUCCAGAGGCUGAUCGGGAUUUCAGUUCUCUAUCCAGGAUACUUCAUCGACCAGAUGAUCCCCAUCCACAACAGAUCUGUACUUUAUAAAGUAUUCAUCCCUAAUUAUACAUCGAAGGUGAAGGUUCAGCUGGUAAACUGCAGCACCAGGAACAAGAGCGGCGACAGUUGUCCCGUGGUGCUAAAGAUAAGAGCCCGGGCGCCGCCGGUUCAUAACUCAAGUGCCCUCGACUGCCGGGAGUGGAACCCGUGUGAAUUAGAUACGCUGGAUCCUGCCUGGGAACAGUGGUACUACAUCCUGGUGGAGAGAUACCUGAGCAACUCUGACGUCUACUUCCGCAUCGGGGUGCAGGUCACAGAUUGCUCCAAGCCCAAUUUGUCCAAGGACCGCGCUCAGCCCGGCUCCUCCAUGAACAUGCCGCAGUCCUUCGGCGUAGCGAUGGGUUUCUCUCUGUCUGAGACUCUGUCUGUGGCGACGCUGCCCAGCCUGCAGCAGAACGCCAGUCACCUGCACACCUCGGAGGACAGCAUCGUGUACCUCGCCCCCACAGCCGACACCAACCAGUGCUGGCCCAUUCGCCCGACCCUGCGUAACGAGCUGGACACCUUCUCUGUGCACUUCUACGUCUUCUUCGGGCCAAAUAUAUCGGUCCCGCCCGACCGGGCCGCCGUGUUCGCCAUCAACCUGAUGCCGGUGUUAGACAGUGGAGGAGUCCUCAACAUGGAGCUCAAGCUCAACGUGACUGCGCUGAGGGGAGCUAAUGUCACGGUGUUCGGCUGCUUGAAUCACGGGACGCCCCUCUUCUUACGAGGCAACUCAUCACUGAAAUGUGAAUCAGAAUCGGUGUCCGGGUUCUUCCUCUCUGUGAACGCCUCUGCUAACAUCACCAAGCUGAGGAUUCCCUACCCACAGACCGGAACCUGGUACCUCAGCCUGCGCUCCCUGUGUGGCACUGAACACGGAUUUGAGGCGUGCACCAAUGUUACAGCCGAGGUGUACAUGCGCUCGUACCUGACUCCCUGCAUCAACGACUGUGGCACCUACGGACAGUGCAAACUGCUGCGCACCAACAACUACCUUUACGCUGCAUGUGAAUGCAAAGCAGGUUGGGAAGGCUGGGGCUGCACAGACAACUCGGAGGCUUACACCUACAGUUUCCAGCUCCUCUCCACGCUGCUGCUCUGUCUCAGUAACCUGAUGUUCGUCCCGCCCGUGGCCAUCGCCAUCCGGAGCCACUACCUGCUGGAGGCGUCCGUCUACAUCUUCACCAUGUUCUUCUCCACAUUCUACCACGCCUGUGACCAGCCGGGGAUCGUGGUGUUCUGCAUCAUGGAGUACGACGUGCUGCAGUUCUGUGAUUUCCUCGGCUCGCUCAUGUCGGUGUGGGUCACGGUCAUUGCCAUGGCGAGGCUGAAGUCCAUCAUUAAACAGGUGCUGUAUCUGCUGGGGGCGAUGUCUCUGUCCAUGGCGCUGCAGCUGGACCGUCACGGUCUGUGGAACCUGCUGGGACCCAGCCUGUUUGCUCUGGGCAUCAUGGCCGUGGCGUGGACCGUGCGUACCGUCCGUCGGCGGCGCUGCUACCCGCCCACCUGGAAGCGCUGGGCGUUCUUCCUCUUCCCGGGCACCAUGAUCGCCACGUCCGCCGUGGCCCUCUACGCCUUCGUGGAGACGGAGGAGAACUACUUCUACAUCCACAGCAUCUGGCACAUGCUGAUCGCCGGGAGCGUGGGCUUCCUCCUGCCGCCCCGCGCCAAGACCGACGCCAAGGUGACCCCGCUGAAGCGCAGGCGGGGCUGCGGCUAUCAGCUGUGCGUGAACGAGCACGAGGAGCUGGGCCUGGUGGACCCGGCCAUCAUCUCCAUCAACAGCAUCUGCACCAGCUGAUGACCUCCCAGCCUUUGACCUUAGAGACACGUCAUUGCCUUCUUUUACUUGGGGAAUUCACACACGGGAAAUUAAGCCACAGAACUUCAAACAGUACUGUAAAUACGUCGAUGCGUAUGUGAAACACUGAGUUCCUUUUUUCUUUUUUCUUUUUGUUCUGUUGUUAUUGUAAUGGCUAUGGUUACAGCUGUAAUUAUUAUAAUCUAUAGGUAAAGUUGUUCUGAUGAGUCGUGGGUGUACAGUGACACACUGUUGUUUGUGAAUAUGUAUUUAAAGUCAAAGCUGAAACACUGCUGCUAUCUGACGGUGACUGUAAAACUGCUUCUGUUGGUUAUUUAUUGGCGGUCUCGUUAACGGGGGCCGGGUAUUGUACU